This is a messenger RNA of Triticum dicoccoides, 559 nucleotides long. RefSeq lists its product as uncharacterized. Bases 58 to 405 code for a protein of 115 amino acids. NCBI's taxonomy places the organism in Eukaryota, Viridiplantae, Streptophyta, Magnoliopsida, Poales, Poaceae. The transcript has 2 exons. The record is from RefSeq and is a predicted model, not a curated record.
CAUCAACAACCAUAGAAUAUCACGUCAGUGCCUUGUAGUGUUGUAUUAGAGGAGAGGAUGGACAAGCAGACGAUCCGGAUCGCUGCGCUGGCCCUGCUAUCUGUACACCUCCUAUGCUCCGCCACCAUAGCGCAAUGCCGAACCGUCACGGCCGGCGUGGACAACGACGAUAUCCAUGAAAUGAGCUUGGGUUGCCAGAAAAAGUGCUCCUACGCCUAUCAUUGUUGCAUCUGUUGUAUUAAUACUGACUGGUGCUACACAAGUUCCGAUAGGUGCGAUAGAAACUGCCCGGAUUUCACCGCGGCCACGGUGCCCCCCGAAACCGUGCUGACCAGGUCUGCAGUACGCACGGAUGACUUGAUGCGAGGCCUCGUCCCAAAUGAGUUCGGCAAUUGUCGUGUGUAGUAUAGCAUCGUUGCGGUGACCCCUGCCCCUUUCCCCGCUUAGCUGAAUUUAUUUACUUGUCCCUUAAGGCAUUUGUAAUGCGUGAUGUGUGGACAAAUAAGUUUGCAAUACCCUAAAUAGCUUUUGCAGUUUUAUUUGUCAUAUUUUGUUUGAA